Messenger RNA from Topomyia yanbarensis, 1359 nucleotides. RefSeq lists its product as uncharacterized. NCBI's taxonomy places the organism in Eukaryota, Metazoa, Arthropoda, Insecta, Diptera, Culicidae. The transcript is spliced from 5 exons. The coding region runs from base 1 to 1359 and encodes 452 amino acids. The record is from RefSeq and is a predicted model, not a curated record.
AUGGAUUUGAUUAACACAGAGAAUAAUGCAUCUUCCGAUUUCGGUGAAUCAUCAUCAUCAUCAUCAGAUACCGCUGAGUCGUCUGGACAGGCCAUUGAUUUCUCGCGACAUUCAGCAAAGGCAACAGGGAGCACCGGUAGAGCGGUUCGUGGUGGCACUUUAGGCCGAUUUUUUACACCGAACAAGUUGAAAAAUCUUUUAAGCGCCACGAAAGUUGGUUCAGCAAUCAUACAGAAUGCCAAUCGUGGCACGUUAUCGAAAGAUAGCAAAAAGGAACUCAGCGAAAUCAUUGCUCAUCACCACAUUAGCUGGUUAAACGAUUGUGAUGGACUGAAUAAAAGUACUCUAACGAAAGUCGAGUUACAAAAUUACACAGAAUGCAUCAUGCAUUUAUUUCCACGGGAAGUGCAGGAUAAGCUUAUUUAUUAUAUCCCAUCUGCUCCUCCAGAGAGAAGAAAUCCAGGUGGUUUGUUAUGUCAGACAUAUAGAAAAUUGAAAUACGCUGCAAGAAAUCGAGAACAAAGAGAGUUACGUCACCAACAGAAACUACAAAAAGAAGUAGCCGUUGAAGUAGAUCAACGUUCAUUACAGGCCUGUCGAUGGCUGCAACUGAACCAACGGCCAUGGGAAUUGGUACUUAGCAACUGGAUAAUAAGUGCCGAAUGUCGUUUGAAGGAUUUGAAAACUCUUCGUUUCGAUGCUGUGAUUGCCAAAUACGGACAUUAUUGCAAUGAUUUAGGAUACCAACUCGUGGAUGAAGAUUAUCGGAUACUAGGAUACACCGAAGGAAUUCUUGGUUGGGAAGGAGUGAUAUCGUCAAUGAAACCGUAUUUUAUACUUAAAGUCAAGGAUGAAUUUUCCAUCGCAAUUUUGCAGCACAUGAAUCGAGCCAACGUUACAAAAGAUACGCUAAUUUGUUGUACGUUGAUGCUAUUGAACUGCUGCGUCCAGCCUUGCAAAGUGUCUAAAACUUUCAAACCAUCGAUUUUAACAGCACAGGAAGAUGUGUUUGUUUUUGCGAACGAUUUAGAAUCUGCCAAAAGAUCGAUUAGUGAAUUACUUGACACCUACGCUGCCAAGAACAUUCCAACACAUCCUAAGGUGGUUGUUAUUGGAACAGACUACACAGCGUUGAGCGGAGAUUUUUACAUCAUUUUCAAAGACAUCGUCUAUCAGUUCAAUUCACUUGCUCGUGCUAUUGAUGUAAUAAUUAAACUGUGCAACGUAUUCAAGCUUCCAUACUCGAAAAUUACGAAGCUAGUGUGGUACGUAAUCGAAGAAACUCUCUACAAUAUUUCAAGACCCGCAAAAUAUAAAGGUAUUGAAGAUCUGAAGAAACUCUGCGAUGCAGCGUUGUGA